Molecule: messenger RNA, 1471 nt
Organism: Peromyscus maniculatus bairdii (prairie deer mouse)
Lineage: Eukaryota; Metazoa; Chordata; Mammalia; Rodentia; Cricetidae
Gene: Tm4sf19
Product: transmembrane 4 L six family member 19
Cellular component (GO): membrane
Source: RefSeq, a predicted model, not a curated record
GCCUGGUGCUUGAACACAAAAGGAAGAAGAACAGCCCUGUGCGGCCAAGUAAGGGUCGCGAAGGAAGAAAGGGUGGGCCGUGCUCAGUGUCACUCCCCCAGAGUCCAGAUUCUACAAGCCAGGAUGAUACAGCAGGGUGGGGCAGUGGGUGUGGGGACAGGGCGCUGGUGGCGGAGCUGAGGUAGCCCCGUGACUCACUGAGACCACUGAGCUCAUGCAGCCAUGCCUCGUUUCCUUCCUUGGGAUCACAUGAAGAUGAGCAGAGAGUGGGUCACGAGCACAAGGUUCGCCUGUGACAAAAUGGUCCUUCCAUGGCGGCCCGUGGGCAGCUGUGCGCACACACACCCACACACCCACAUCCACUCACAUAUGAAUUCCCCGGGGAGACCUCUACAUAUACAGAACCUUCCCGAGCCUGCAAGCCUGGGAGAAAGCCGGGGCUGCAGGAGCCAAGGCCCACUUUGAACAGAGCGUCCUCCACUUUCCUGGUCUCCAUCCUGACUCUUGCUUCAGACACAGCACAUUCGGUGUGACCUCUCCCAUCGUUCUGGGAUGCUGUCCUUUUCCCGUGUGACGGCCUGCUCACGGACCUGCUCCCGCUUCAUCGGGCUGAGCCUCGGGACUGCAUCCCUGUUUGCUGCUGGGGCCAACAUCGCACUCCUCUUUCCUAGCUGGGAUGUUACCUACCUGACGAGGGGUCUCAUUGGCAAGCAUGCCAUGCUGGGCUCGGGACUCUGGGGAGGGGGUUUCAUGGUUCUCGUGGCAGCGACCCUCAUCUCCGUGACCGGCUACUUCAGUAAGAGCGCCCCCUGUCUGCGUAUGCUCAUCGCCCUGUUGUCAAGUGGCCUGGCUCUUCUUGGGGCUUUGGUUUGCUUUGUCACGUCUGGAGUAGCCUUGAAAGAUGGUCCCUUUUGCAUGUUCGAUGUCUCAUCCUUCAAUCAGACACAAGCUUGGAAAUUUGGUUAUCCCUUCAAAGACCUGCCCAACAGGAAUUAUCUGUAUGACCGAUCACUCUGGACCUCUGUCUGCCUGGAGCCCUCUAAGGCUGUGGUUUGGCACGUGGCCUUCUUUUCCACCCUCCUGUGUAUCAGCCUCCUCCAGCUUCUCCUGGUGGCCAUCCAUCUCAUCAAUAGCAUCCUCGGCUUGUUCUGCAGCUUCUGUGAGAAGUGCUAGCAGGGAAGGAGGAACCUUUGACCUAUGAAACGCCCUGGAUCAUCCUUUAUCAGAAGGAAGGAGAAUCCUUUGUUUACAUGCAAGAUGAGACUCCAGAGAGGAGAUGUGGGCUCAGGGUAAGCUGACCUUUCCUAAGUCGUUUCAAAUGAGGGACCACUGAAGGUGACUCACUGGAUGAAGAUGCCUGCUGCUAAGCCUGAAGACCUGACCUUUAAUCCCCAGAACCCAUGUGGUGGAAGAACAGACUCCUGUAAAUUGCCCUUUGACCUCUACACACACACACACACACACACACACA